Molecule: messenger RNA, 1841 nt
Organism: Manduca sexta (tobacco hornworm)
Lineage: Eukaryota; Metazoa; Arthropoda; Insecta; Lepidoptera; Sphingidae
Product: torso-like protein
Exons: 5
Coding region: 154-1179 (341 amino acids)
Source: RefSeq, a predicted model, not a curated record
GAAUAUAAAACAUGCUUCACUGAUACCAUACUAAUCUCUUAGGUCAAGUUCACACGAUGUUUACUCCCUGAUAAUAUUAGCAAAAUGUAAAAAAAAUCGUCAGUUGAUACGUCGCUAGCUCGCGGCAACUUUGUCAAGUAUGUGCUGUUAAUAAUGCUAGUAUUGUUACUUCUGUUCUGUGUGGCGCUAUGCGGAUGUGAGGAUGGAGACCUCGGCUACAGUCUGAACAUAGGAAAUGCAAUCGACGUGUUCGCCAAUUACGGUGACCUGUCUCAGGUCACGCAGGUGGUGUCAGCAGAUUACGAAGGCGAGGAUGCAAGAGAUGCCUCAGUGCCGUUCAGUGAGAAAAACCUCAGAGUGUUCCUUAACGUCAAAAGCAGUUUCAAGUAUGGCGACCGCGAAGGUAUCACCGGCAUGGAAGUGCUCCUGUGCGAGACGUUCGAGGACUUGCUCAAUGUGUACUUUCAGAACUUCAAGAUUGAAGGAACUGAUAAACCCUGGAAAGCAUUCAUGGGAGACUGGAUACCAGACGAGAUUAUGCGAACAUUCGGCAUCGAAUACGACGCUAACCCUGAAAACUGUUGCUACGUGCUCGUAAAAUUGACUAAGAAACACAAAACUGUGGAAGUAAAGGAAAACCUUCGUGGGGCGGUCGUUAAAGACUACGUUGCGAUGGCUGUCAACGAACUGAAUGUAAGCGACGCGAGUGAGGUCAGGAGAUUUAUGAAAAGCUACGGAACUCAUUACAUUGAGUCUUAUAUCACUGGGAACAGUAUUUAUCAGGUAUUUAAAUACAAGAGGGGUGGUUACAACAUGUUGCGAGCUUACAUAAGAGUACGCAAUCUCAGGCCGUGGAUUCCUGACAACUUGAGAUUCUACUUCUCAUCAUAUUACUUGAAACAAGUUGGGGAUAUCAGAAUUGCCAGCGGAAAUAAGACGAUAGAAACAUGGGCCCAGAAGAAUCUACGAGACAGCCAAUAUUUAUAUUCAAGACCUAGCUUGCUUCGACUGCACUACAAUCCUAUUCUAGUGUCGAAACUUAACACUCUAUUAGACAACGGGGCCUUAUUAGGCCUUGGUCUUAGAACACUACGCCCGUUAUUCCGAGAUAGGCGUAAAGCAGAAAAAUUCGCGGAAAUUGUAGAAAACGAUCUACAACUGUGGGAAGUUAACGCUUAAUUUUAUUCAAAAAAUACAAUUCAAAUGAAUUAUAAAUGCAAUUUAUUAAAAUUCAUUAGUUGGCCCAUUUUAAAUUCAGUUACAUCUAAAUUCUUAAAUCAUAAUGAUGUUUCUUUACUUAAAAAUAUGUUAGAAGCUGACAAACGUCCUUUCAACAUUUGCUAAAUUGAAAGCUAUGUAGGACAGAAGAAUGAUGAAACUAAAUAGAUUACGUCACGACCAUUAUGAUGCGGACGUGCGAGGGAGACAGCAAUAUACUUUUAUGCGCCCACUCUACCUCACACAGAUUUUGUAAUUUUAUUUACAGCGUAAUAUAACUUAUUUUAACACUAUUUUUAAUAAAAGGAUUCUAUUUUUAAACCAACAUAUUAUUAGUCGAAAACAACACGGUUUUACUCACGUAUAAAAAGUAGUCGGAAUCGCCGACCAGUUUCGACCUUUUAAGUAGGUCAUCCUCAGGGGCGAGUGCUAAGAGGACGUCGCGUCGCGGAGGCCUCUCGAUCACCGACAUAUUAUUUUGUAUUUUUUAUCAACAAUACUCUGUGGGUUCAUUCAAAUUAAUAUGAGUUGUAAAUACCAUCUUGAAAUGCUCAAUGUAUUCCUUACUUACCUCUUACACCCACCUGCCAUGUUACAUUAUAAAUAAAACAAAUUAUACAAUA